AUUGAUCGGCAAUAAUUUUUUCUCCAUCCCAAUGGUUACAGUGAAUUUAAUGCGUAUCAAUUUUCCAAGUGAUUUAAACCCAGUUAAUUGAUCAAAUUUUAACCAUAUUUGAUUUGCUUCAAUCUAUUGUUUUAACAAGAAAAAGGCAUUAAUGGUGAGCGAUUAAAAGCAUUUCCAAUCAUGUUCAUGUUGGCAAAAAGAAAUCAGUUUUACCGCCAAACUCAAUGAUUCCUCUUUUCUUCCUGUUCAAUCAUAUGUUUGAAUCAGAAGAAAAUAUUUCUACAAGUCAAAAUAUUUACCUUCAUUUUCCUGUUAUUGAUAUACUUUAAUGAAUAUUGAUCUCUAUUGGAAUGUUUAAUUUAAUUAAUCCCAUUUUUUGAGUGUUCAUUUUCUUGGUUAUCAUUUAUCACCAAUCAAUUUAAUCCAUAAAUCAUGGUUUUCGCUUUUGGAUUGUAAAAAUUUGCCCUUUUUAUUCCAUCAUCACCAUUUUCUCGCUUCUCUUUGCUUGUUGAUUCCAUUGAGACCAAGCUAUGGAUCAAAUAAAGUCUUCUAUUCAAAAUGGUCCACCACCUCAUGAGAAUUUACCUCCACCUCUGCUAUUAAUUAAUAAUCAAAAUUCUGUUGACGUUAUUGAGACGAAAAAACAAUCAUCGGAUGAAAUUCUAGAACCAGAAAUUGACGAUGUUGCUCCGUCUGAACCCCCUGCUCGUGGACUUGAAUUAAUGUACAAAGUAGCUGAAGAACUUGCCACUCGAAUCGCUGACGAGAAAAGAUAUGAAGGAAUAAUCAAGCCAUGUUCUGUUAGAAUAUUAAGAAUCUCCGAUGUAUCUAAAUAUAGAGUGAUUAGAGAUCCAGAAAUGAUUAAGCAAGAAAAGAUGACCGAUGAAGAAUCUAAUAACCAUCAUGAAGAUAUGCAAAUAGACUGUUAUGACUCUUCAGAUGAUGAAGAGGAAAUGAUUGUACCACCGGCAGAAAAAGACUUGGAAAAAAGUAGUCAAUUGAAUGAAGAAACGAUUUCAUUCUUCUGUAUAUUCUGCCAUGAGAAAAACAUCCAAGGAAAAUCGAGUGCAUUUGAUCAUUACCAGUCUCACAUGGAUUAUUAUCCAUUCAAAUGUACUCAAUGUUUGGAAGUGACAACUAAUUUAAAAAAUUUAUUUAUCCAUUAUCGAAAAGAUCAUAGUGAAGAAAAGACUGCUACGUUUAAGAAAAGAUUAAUGCCUUGGAUUACCGAAUGGAUUGAUGAUUUUCUGAAAUCUCAAGUAUCCACAAGUCGUGGUAGAUUUGCCCAACCUCGGCCCUAUUGUCCAGUCUGCGAGUCAAGUGAAAAAAAGGAAGAUAUCAUCUUGUUACCACCUAAUUUAAUUCAACCCCGGAAACAUUUAAUGCAUGUAUACAAACACCUUUGUUAUGAACCCUACGUUUGCGGGAUAUGUCAGAAAGCAGGGAAAAAGUUUACCAUCACUGAUUUUGAUGAUCGAGCUUAUGAACAUAUAUUGAAAAAUCAUCCUGAAGCUGAAAAUGAAUUGCUGGCCAAAGUUUUCCUUAAAUCAAGGUACAUUAAACCUCUGGAAGGUUAUAUUAUACAUUAUUUAACAUCAGCUGGAGUUUCAACUAAACGUCGAGUACCUGAAAAGAUUCCCAAUUUUGCUAGAAAUAAAUUUAAAGCCAAACACGAGAGCAAAGAGAAACAAAAUACAGAUAAAGACAAUAAUCGAUCUACUACAUUGGGUGAUCUUUUUAAUCAAUCAUCAUCCAGUUUAAAUAAUCAAUCUGAUACCAGUUUUCAGGUAAUUGGUCAAAAAUCUGAUAACCUAACUAAUCUAACUAAUCAAACCAAAGCCAAUCCAAAUGUUACUGCAACACCUCAUCAAAUGAGUAAAACACCUCCAAUUAUUCACAAACCUGCCACAAUGUUGACCACAUCUAAUAGUUUGUUACUCUCACCUUCAAAAGGACCUUUUCCACAAUUUACAACUCUUGGAAUUAAUAAUUUACCUAUUUCAAACUGUUAUACAGUUUCCAAAAUCAGCAUUUUACCCAAAAAUGGAGUCAAUUCAACGCAACCCAUUUACCUUCCUAGUUAUCAACAACCAAAUGUUAUUCAACUACCUUGUGGUCAAUUAAUGGUCCGAAAUAAUAAUAAUCCACCAUCUACUCCCGUUCUCGUUCCUACUUGUACAUCGACUACUACUGCUACUACUUCGACUAUUAUUCCAACUCAGAACAAACUUUUUCAUCAAUCAAACGGGAUUGUUUCUUUACUUGCAAGUCCUCCGUCGAUUCUGAGACGACCAUCAAUAUCUCCACCAAAACAAGAUUCUCUUAAUCAAAAUGGACCAUUUCAGAUUCAAGUUUCUCCUGAUAUUGGAAGCUUUAUUGGAAAUGAUAUUCAAAAUAAACUUAAGAAAAAUGACGAAUUUGAAAAAAGAAGAUAUUUCUGUAUGUUCUGUAAAGAAAUGAUCCAAUUCGAUUCAUUCAAUGAUGGUCUAAUUCAUUUGUGUAAACAUCUCGAUUACAAGCCUGUUAAUUGUUUACUCUGUGGUGAUAAAUUUGAAGACUUGGACACAAUCAUGGAACAUUUUCUCAAAUGUCAUUCUCAUGAUAAAGUUUGUCAAGAUAGUAAUGAAUGUGAACCUUUGCUCUACUUUAUCAAUCGAGAUGGACAAACAGAAAAAUGGGUUGAACAAUUUUUCCAAUUCCAAGUUUCUGGUGAAUUUGAUAGAAUAGUGAAUGUUGAUUGUGCAGCAUAUUGUUGCAUCUGUAAAGAAAUGCAAAGAAUUCUAUAUAAACGUAUUCCAAGUCGACUAACGCGAAAUUAUCAAACAACAUUAUCACCUCCAGUUGAAGUAGUUCGUCAACAUCUUAAUCUUCACAUCAACUAUCGUCCAUAUGAAUGUUAUUUAUGUUGCAAAGCUGGUAACCAGGUUAGAUUUGCUUCUGUUGGAGAUACUGCUCUUAAACACUUGAAAACCCAUGGAUUUUCACCAAUCGAUUCUGCUUUUCUCAAAGAAUUUUUCCACCACAAACCAAUACUAGAAUUGGAAAAUUUUGUCAAAAAUUAUCUAAUUACAGAAUUUUAUCCCUACUCAAAUACCAUUGGAUAUGGAAAUAGGACUCAAACCAGUAAACAACCAACAUCUUUCACAUUAAAUGGUUUUCAAAAUCAAAAAAAUUAUUCAAGAUCACCGGAUGACAUUGUAUCUAAGGGUCUCUUCAACAACAAUACUAAUGGAUCAAUUUCACCUCUUUUACCACCACAACCACAACCACAACCACAACCAUCACCUCAACUUUAUGAUCUUAAAAGAUUUGCUGGAGCAUCUUAUGCCUGUUAUCAUUGUAAACUAACCAUUAUCGGAAUUCAGGAACUUGUCACACAUUGUAAAACAAUUCAUCCCAAUCUUUCAAUUUCAUCUUAUUGUUUAAACAAUUUAAAUGGUUCAGAAUAAUUGGUUUACUCAUGUUUCCAUAAUCUAAACAGUGAAAUCAACUUUAUCAUCUUAUAUUAAUGAACACACGAGUAUUAUUAGUUUAGGUUAUGAAAGUAAAACAAACUUUUCAUUUAAGAUUUUUAAGAUAUGAUCAAACAUCUAAUGAGAAUCUAAAUCAUACAAAGUGCCUCAAAAACAUCACACAAACUCACCUACUAAUCUGUUAACAGUUUAAUUUUCUCAUCUAUUUAAAUUCACCUCAAUUCAUUUCUUAUCUGUUUGGAGCCUGAUAAUAAGAUGGAAGCUUAAUCAUCAACAAAUCCACUAAAAGGAAAUCGAUUGUUUCUUUCCAGAUAAUUGAAAGAAAACAAAUGAAUGAUAAAAAACUAAUCAACAUUUUCUAAGCAAAAAACUUCAAUUCCCUUCACCAUUCAUUUUAAUUUCUGACAUUCGGACUCCUGCAACAUGACUACAGAUUAUCAUUGCUACUUAAAGACAAACUAAUUCCUCACUUCUAUUAAUAUUUAUAAUUCUUGUAAAUGAUGUACAUUUAUACUUGUAUUAACAAAGUUGUUUUCCUAAUUGA
This is a messenger RNA of Panonychus citri (citrus red mite), 4017 nucleotides long. RefSeq lists its product as uncharacterized. Gene Ontology annotation, biological process: regulation of transcription by RNA polymerase II. The transcript is spliced from 5 exons. Bases 531 to 3449 code for a protein of 972 amino acids. Gene Ontology annotation, molecular function: RNA polymerase II cis-regulatory region sequence-specific DNA binding; DNA-binding transcription factor activity. Lineage: Eukaryota; Metazoa; Arthropoda; Arachnida; Trombidiformes; Tetranychidae. The record is from RefSeq and is a predicted model, not a curated record.